This is a messenger RNA of Cephus cinctus (wheat stem sawfly), 2230 nucleotides long. RefSeq lists its product as uncharacterized. The transcript has 4 exons. Gene Ontology annotation, biological process: reciprocal meiotic recombination; protein sumoylation; homologous chromosome pairing at meiosis. The record is from RefSeq and is a predicted model, not a curated record. Gene Ontology annotation, cellular component: synaptonemal complex. The coding region runs from base 1086 to 1841 and encodes 251 amino acids. NCBI's taxonomy places the organism in Eukaryota, Metazoa, Arthropoda, Insecta, Hymenoptera, Cephidae. Gene Ontology annotation, molecular function: SUMO transferase activity.
UAAUGAAAAUUUUCUGGAGCAGUAACCCCACUAAUUUAAGCUAUGAGCCGCCACUGGUUGUAAUUAGUCAUAACGUUACGUGUAGUGUAAACGAUCCUUAAAAGUGUUUUGGAAUUUUUCCGCUACGUGGCGAUACUUGAAAACAAUAUUUAAAAAAGCUUCAAUAUUCAAAGUUUAACCGAUAGCUCUAAAAUAUACGUAUAGCGAAGAUUUUCUGGACUGUGCACUGUAUCUCUACUUGUAUUCCGGUAAGUUAAUUUUAUGUGAUUGUUUGUUUCUUUUGUUUUUUGUGACUAAAGAUGAAUUUGAUUGCAUUGGAGAAACUCAUGUGGGUCGCAAUAGAUUAAGUUAAACAGAUGUCUGGAUAAACUUUAUAUUUGUGCGAUUUUUGGAGAUUAUUUAUAGAAUGAAUGAAAGUUAUACGUGUUAUGAAUGAUAGAUCGGAAUUUGUUCAAACUUUCAAAUACUGUUCUUAUUUUUUUUUUAUUCAUUUCGAUUGCCGUGACCUUGAGUCCACCAGUAAUGGCAGAAGCGGUUUUUCAUUUUUUAUUUUCAUGAUGACUAUGUAAAACCAGGUCCACGAACCACAUCAAAAUAACAAAUAUUAAAACAAACUUUGCCAUUUAAGGCACGUUGACAAUAUUCUUAUAAACGUGCAGUUUCUUUAAAAAAAUGGCACUGAAUCGUAUAUGUCCAUGCUGCCCUUCAAAUAAAUAAUACGUGAAUCAGAUUUGUUUAUUUCUAUUUUAUUUGUUUUUGUUUUAAAAAAUAUUUCAUAUACCUAUACAUAUACAUAUAAUGUAGUUGCUACAUUAGAUUCAUAUCUCGUGACUCUUUUACACUGUGAAUUAUAAGGGGAUGAUCCUUUUAAGUGAAACUGCACUCUUAUUAUGGAGCUAUGUUGCAGAUUAAAACAUGUUUCUCUUAGGUCUAAUCGUGAUAAAAUUUUAAUGCAUUCCAAAUUUAUAUUAAGGUUCGAGAAUAGGGCCUUCUGCUAAUAUGAAAUAAAUGUGAAAACGAAAAUAUACAAAAUGCUAAUUAGAUUUUUUAUGUGAAGUUAAUAAUAUUUUUAGAAAUUCAUAGCCAUGGAUCAGUUUCGGUGCAAUCAAUGUUUUGCGAAAUUUGAUCGAUCGAAGACUGAAUUCUCCCUCUUACAAUGUGGUCAUUUAUUUUGCGGCAAAUGCAAGUCACAAGCGGGAAAACAAUGUCUCGAAUGUGGAACCGAAAAUGCUCUUUCAGUUUCUCUGAAUGAUCCAUUGCCGCAGAACAUUGCCCCUUAUUUUACCCCAAUGCAAGAAGUACUACAAAAAGUUGUACAAACGGCAACAUUUCAGGAAAACCAGUUACGCAUCACGUUGCGUAAAUAUGCAAAAUUGGAGUCGAAAUACAUUGCAAUGAAGUCAAUUUAUUGGCGUCUGGAACACGAUAUGAAGAAUGUUAUGCAAAAAUAUGUAAUGCUAGAAAGAAGUAUGCAGGCUCAGAAGAGUAAAUUACAUUAUCCGGAAAUGGAGUGUAACAAAACAAAUGUCGCAUAUCGUCAAGGGGAAACUCCCAUGUCAUGUACAGAAUCUAUAAGCUUGCACACUGCCACAAGCUCUCGAUUGCCAAAAAAUUUAAAAUACACUCAUAAACCAAAAGUGAUUACAUCACACCAAGAUUCUGCACACGUCGACAUGAGAAUCACUCCUACUGGAAAUCGAUUUUUGGUACCAUCCAGUCGGACAACGAGAUCUUCUGGCUAUGCUUCAGAAAUUUCCGGGGGUAUUUUGGAACGUACUCAGUUAGAUCCACAAUUUUCUAAAGCGUCACGUUAUCAUGGAUCGAUAACUAAACGAAACUGAACCUAUGCCCGGAAAUCUAUCUUCUUGUUUUGUUGGCUUAUGCCACGUUAAAGUUAUGUUUUUUAUUACAUGACAUGUUAGUAACAAGUAGACUAACAUUCAUGCAAAUUAUUUAAACAAUUCUCUGAAUAUAUGACAGUACAAAUUGCUAUAUAUAUAUAUAAGUUUAGUUAUUAACUCAGUUAGUCAAUUAAAUCCAUUCUAAAUUUUUUGUGAAAUUUGUGUUAUGUUAACAAUAACAGUUCAAAUUGUUAUUUCAGAUUAUUUGUUAAGAUAGAUGAUCAGGAGUGAUAGUAGAUAAUUACUUAGACAAUUUUUGGAGUUAACAAUGAUAAUACCAAUUGUUAUUGAGGGUUAUUUAUUAAGAUAAAUGCUGAGUAGAAACAGAA